Molecule: messenger RNA, 8116 nt
Organism: Oncorhynchus gorbuscha (pink salmon)
Lineage: Eukaryota; Metazoa; Chordata; Actinopteri; Salmoniformes; Salmonidae
Product: homeodomain-interacting protein kinase 3-like
Exons: 16
Coding region: 854-4057 (1067 amino acids)
Biological process (GO): peptidyl-threonine phosphorylation; peptidyl-serine phosphorylation
Cellular component (GO): nucleus; cytoplasm; PML body
Molecular function (GO): ATP binding; protein tyrosine kinase activity; protein serine/threonine kinase activity
Source: RefSeq, a predicted model, not a curated record
GAGGGACUCAGCAACAACGAGCAAAGUGCUGGAACAGUGCGGUCUCUGGAACAACUGGUCCCCACAAAGGUUAGAAAUAUGGGUUUCGUGGCCCUUGAAACGAAAACAAGAGCCAUUUUUUCACCGAAACUGGCAGUUAACUACGCAGUGGACGAAGACUGGUUUCAUUUAAUGGUGUAAUACGUGAGUUAUUUGGAGUUUAACAUGUGGGAGAUGGUGGGUUUAUCGAGAUCCUCGUUGUCUAAGAGAACAAGAUGGCAGCAUUGCAGGCAAACCGAGCAUGGUGUGGGUACUUGUUAACUCGUUAGCAUGUUCAGAGAAGCCCUGGAUUCUGUCAUUUACUAUUGUUUAUAAAGGUAUGACCUCACACGUUUUGGUCUACCCACCACACGUUUAUCAAACCCAAACAAGUGCCUUUUGCAGUGUGAAGAAACCCACAGUUGAGCUCAAUCGCUGUGUUUUUCAUACGAGGACCCUGCAGACCUAUAUAAGUGGAGUAAACCUUGGCAUUGCUAAGCCUACCAAUAUCCUCCUUUCAAUUAAGACAAAAGUGUCUUGUAGACCCCAGAGUGGGCAGGACUUAUCUUUGCAGGCAGCUACAUCCCUGAAAGAAGUACACAGGGAGUUGCUCCAAAAAACGACACCCCCCUGUCAAGGCAAGGGUCCAGAGAAACUGAGGCUGCAGGGGGACAGCAGUGUAGGUGCAGUCACCCUGGGUUUCGGGGACUGUGGCUAGAGAAGCAGCAGUGAACAAGGUGAAGGGGGUAGUUCAAACCUCCACUGUGCUCUAAUUGGACAGCUUCCUGCGAUGUGGGCUGAACUGUAAGGGUGAGUGGAGAACAGUGGGAAAGCCAUGCAGAUAGUGGAGGACAUUUCCAUGAUACCUGCCAUGUUGCAAACUAAUGUAGGGAACAAGAACACCAUGGGGGGAGUGUCCCCCAAACAGAAUGUUGGUGGGACUGGGGCUCGUAAUGCGGCAGGGGAUGGGGACUACCAGUUGGUGCAGCACGAGGUCUUGUGCUCCAUGAAGAACACUUAUGAGGUGCUGGAGUUCCUAGGUCGUGGCACCUUCGGACAGGUGGUGAAGUGUUGGAAGCGAGGCACAGGGGAGGUUGUGGCUAUCAAGAUCUUGAAGAACCACCCAUCGUAUGCAAGGCAGGGCCAGAUUGAGGUGGGCAUCCUUGCCCGUCUGAGUGGGGAGAACGCUGAUGAGCACAACCUGGUGCGGGCAUUCGAGUGCUUCCAGCACCGCAGCCACACUUGCCUGGUGUUUGAAAUGCUGGAGCAAAACCUCUAUGACUUUCUCAAGCAGAACAAGUUCAGCCCGCUGCCAUUGAAGGUGAUCAGACCGGUCUUACAGCAGGUGGCCACUGCGCUGAAGAAGCUCAAGAGCUUGGGUCUGAUCCACGCUGACCUGAAGCCGGAGAACAUUAUGCUGGUGGACCCGGUGCGACAGCCUUACCGGGUGAAAGUGAUCGAUUUUGGCUCGGCCAGCCACGUGUCCAAAGCCGUGUGCUCUACGUACCUGCAGUCACGCUACUAUAGGGCACCAGAGAUCAUCCUGGGCCUGCCGUUCUGUGAGGCCAUCGACAUGUGGUCCCUGGGCUGUGUCAUCGCUGAGCUCUUCCUGGGCUGGCCCCUCUACCCAGGAGCACUGGAGUAUGACCAGAUUCGCUACAUAUCUCAGACACAAGGGUUGCCAGGGGAGCAACUGCUGAAUGUGGGGACCAAGACUCCCCGCUUCUUCUGCAAAGAGUCUGACUCGCCUUAUGCUCCCUGGAGACUGAAGCUGACGGGGGAACAUGAAACUGAGACUGGGAUGAAAUCCAAAGAGGCCAGGAAGUACAUCUUUAGCAGUCUAGAUGACAUGGCACAUGUGAAUCUGGUGCUGAACAUGAAGGGCAGUGACUCGUUGGCGGAGAAGGCCGACCGGAGGGAGUAUGUGGGCCUGCUGAAGACCAUGUUGCUAAUUGAUGCCGAGAAGAGGAUUGCUCCCUCCGAUGCCCUCAACCAUCCGUUUGUCACCAUGCAGCACCUCCUCGACUUCCCCCACAGCAAUCAUGUUCAAUCAUGUUUCCAAAUCAUGGAUGCCUGUCAAUCACGGCCCAACACGUACAACACACUCAACCGCAACAAAGCCCUGUUCCCCAGACCCUCAACCAACUCAGCUGGACUGCCGAUGGCCUUCAGUAAGAUGGGAUCAGUUCGCUCUCAGGCUUUGACGCAAUCUGCUCCAUCUGUGAUGCAUCCUGGGAUGCUGCAGACAGGAACCAGUCAGUUUGGAUGUAAUGACUCCUUUCAGCCAGCCCUCAUCCUCUGCCCCCCAGCCAUACAAGGUAAUCCAAACCAGCCAGGAUAUACAGUUAGGAUGGAAAACACAAUACCGAUGGUGACCCAAGCCCCUCCCAUACAGCCUUUACACAUGCGACCCGGAGUCAUAGCACAGCAACCGUGGUCAAGUAGAAACCAGCAGAUCCUAAUACCAGCCUGGCAGCAAGUGGCUCCCCCUCCCACUACUAUGGCUUCUGAUACUGCGGGUGGCCCACAGAGGCUCAGUGACUGGGGGAAAGUUCGGCAACACAGCAACCAUUACAGCAACAUGAUGCAGCCUCUUCUAACCAACCAAAUGGCCAUGUCUGGUCCACAACCAAUCAACAUUGGCAUUGCACACGUGGUGUGGCCACAGCCACACGCCAACAAUAGGAACCGGCCCAGUCAGAGCCGCAGCAUGCACUACUCCCACAACAAUGGCAACAUCCAAAUCUCAAUGUGCCGCUCUCCAAAGAUGGCCGACCGUGUUAGUCACACAGGAGGAGGAGGAGGAGAUGGUUCCCGUGGGGAGGGGCCUGAGGUGGAGGUUCAGCAGGAAAGACGACAUGAGGAGGAGGUGAGCUGCUGUAAGGCAGUGGAGGAUGAGAGGAUAGACAUGUCCCACCAGCAGCGAGAGUCUGUGGUCAUCGACGACCUGCCCAGCCCCACCAUCAGCGUCAUCAGCAGUGACACGGACGGAGAGGAGGGUUCCUCUUGCAGGUUCAAAGGCAGCCCUGACUGCGAGGCAUGUAAGAGCUCGCUGAACAUGGAGCGGGUGUGUUCCCUCAGCAGCCCAGACAGCACCCUGAGCACCAGCUCCUCUGCCUCGGUGCAGUCCAGCCCGUCCCCCUGUAAGAGGCCCAACAGCAUGUCUGAGGACGAUGGUCAUGAGAGUGGCUGCGAGACGGUAGACGGUUCCCCUGCCUCGGACUCCAGCCGGAGCCAGAGCCCCUACCUGGAGAGCCGCUACCUAGGCAACCACAGUCAUCAAUCUCUGAGCAUGAGGACAAGUGGCAUGGCCCCCCAGAAGGAGCCCAGCAAUCCCCCUGUGAGAACCAUGGUGGUGCCACCUUUGAAGGUGGUGCUGAACAACAACAACAUGGACCUGCACACAGACCGAAUGGGUCACAUGGGCGUGGCAGGCAGCUACCACUCCUUAGUUGGUCAGAGAGGCUAUCACAGUCUUCGAAUCCUCAUGCCAGUCCAAAAGGCGCUGUGCCCCUGGACGACUGAACCACCACCACCCCCGGCAGCAACAGAAGAUGACCACAUUCCAGCAGCAGCCCCUGGGCUUCGGCCAGCCUCAGGUCCAGCAAUACAGCUCCUGCCACAAGGAAUGGAACGGAAAUUAUGGGCUGCACCGGCGGCCGCACGCUUACAUCCCUCCCACGGUACACGGCCACGCUUUCACCCCCACCCACAACUCGGGGCCUCACCCCCAGACCACCCUGCUCUCCUAUCCUCCCUCUGCGCCCGUCGCCCACCUCCUGGCCUCGCCGUGCGCCCAGCGGCCCGUCCUACAACCCGCCUUCGGCAUCUCCCACCCUGGCAGCAUUGUCCACCAGGUGACCAUGGGCAUCAACCACCGCCUGCUGCCCUCACCCACCAUCCACCACCAGGGCCAGUUUGGGCCCCUCUUUCCCCCACACUCCUACAUCGCCUCCCCAGCCUAUACAGGCUUCCCCCUCAGCCCCACCAAACUCAACCAGUACCCUUACCUCUGAGCACCAGCCGCCCAGGGCCAUAGGCCAGCAAGGGCAGCCAGAAGUGACAACGUUAACCAAGGCCUUCAUCUGUCAUCUCUCAAGUUAUGACAGAGAAAGAACCCCCCCCCCUCCAGGCUUCAACAAAUCAUGUUGGUUGAUGAUGAUAGGAUUUAAACCUGGGGGGAAAAAAUAUUGAAAAAAGAAUGAAUCAACGAUUAAGAAAUUCUCACUUUUAAUGGGUUUUUGCACUUUUGUGCUACAGUGUCAUUUGGAGCGUAAGUCUCACAGUACAGUCUCACGGUACACAUUGUUCUCAGCCCUGUUUCUCCACCCUUUUCUAUAUUGCCUUCUACCUAGCAUGUGUGCUAGUCACAUCACUCGUUAAGCCAUCCCAGUCUCCAGUGCUAGGACAAAUGUCUCCGUUGGUUCUUUGUGGCGUAAAGGUGUUCCCUAAUGACCUAGGUGUUUUCAGUGUGUACCGUCAGUGGUCUGAAAAGGUUGUUCCACACGCUGCAUGCCUUCGCAUGGGAAAAAUAACUUAGUAAAGUUGUUGACAGUUAGAUGUCACUCCUGUGUACUGUGAGACUUACUACAUCGUAACCUGUUCCCACACCUACUAGUGCCUUCAAUAUCUGAGGUUGUUAAUGUUACUUCUGGCGUUUAUAGAUGUAUCAUGUACUGGACUGCAGCACUUGAAUAUCUGAUUAUUUUCACUCAUGCUUUUGCCUAUCAGAUAAUCAAAUAAGUAAUACUUAUUUGGGCUCAUUGUAUUUUGGGGGUAAAGAUUCACUAUGUAGAAAUCACUCUGCCAUUUCCUGGUUGCAAAAAUUCUAAUGGUUCGGCAAAUUUCAGUUUGUGACAAAACAAGCAAGUAUAGAGUAGAGAAUCAUUGUACCGUCUAAACCGCUGUGAAAUAUAUUUUCCAUAACCAAAAAUAUUCUAUUUUUAGCUGUUUGAAGCUGGUGUACAAAAACUAAACUUAAGAAUGGGAAGCAUAGAAAUAGCGCACAUAGCUACUGAUUCUUAGACUUGCUUUCAAUGAGAAGGACAGAUCUAGAACACACAUUUCUAUAUAUGUGAAUUUUGUCCGGUAGCCCAAAAAGAUACAUUGCAGCUUUAAGCUUAUUUUAUGCUUUAGGCAAAUGUUUAUUUUGUUUUGGACUUUUCCUGAAUGAACUAAUGUACAAACAAAAGGUGAAUUAUUUAACAUUUGAUCAUCAAUUUCUAGUCACUAAGUACUUAAUUACUAACAGUAUUGACACUGUUUAUUGGAACUGCAAUACAAUCUACAUAUAGCCGCUGGUUUUCUGCGUUAUUGUAUUUACAGCCUUUUUCUUAGCGUAAUACCGAUGUGGGGCACGGCAUUGACUAUAAACAAACAUGCAGAUAGUUGGUUGAUUCUUUGUAUGAUCUCAUAUAUCUUCAGAAAACUGUAGUGUUUUGAUAUACCGUCUAUUAACCUAGUGUAUAAUUGCUGGACUAUGUAGUGCUUGACAAGGUGUAUUGGUUAAGUGCAAUUUCCGCAUUAGACUUAUACUUUAUUUUAUUGUUCCAUUUGUUGAGGUUUGUUAAUGUGUCAACUGCUUAUUUUAUACAUUCUGUCAGGGAGGAAAUAUCAUUUUGUGUGAAUUGUUUUUAAUUGCUAGUGUGUGAAUUAGGUUUUUGUUUUUUCUUACUUACAAAUGAAAAUGCUUUUUCAGCACCAAAGACUGUAAUUCACCCCAAGCAAGGUAGCUACUCUUUCUUUUCCCGUUGUCUUCAAGUAUACUGUAGUCAUGAAGAUGGAAUAUAUUGAGAAAAAAUAUAUUUUAAAAAGGUUUGUUUUAAGCAUUUUGGGCAAGUUUUAUCAUAUAUCUUGAAUGCAUCAUAGAUGAGCUGCUAUGUACUGAUUACCACUUCAAAAUAGCUGUGAAUUUAGGGGAUUAUCUUAGUUCUUACUAUGCAUUCUUACUUUUGUAUAGUUCUAAUUACCAUAUACUAGAAGUGGGUUUUAUUUGAGUAUAGUGACUGGCAUAAAGACUUGUUAGUGCCUCUGUAUAUUUGCUUUGAUAUUUGAAGUGUGAUUGGAACUACUGUAUUACAAGUAAUGGAAUUAAGUGUUUUUUGUUGUUGUUUUUGUGUGCAUAUAGCAUCAGUAUUUUAUAUUUUUAAUCAUAGGUUGGGUUCAUCAUUGCAUACAGUAGUUGUGUUGACGAUUUUGCUUAUCGAUUUUAGUUAUUGAUCUGUUAACAUCCUGAAAAGCCUAAAGAUGAUUCACAUUAUUGAUUGACAGUUCUAUAUUACCAUGCAGAUAUAUUUACUGCAACACCUCUAUUUGGUCCCCACCUUUACAUUGGGUUGUAGAGAUGCCUUCACGUGUGUAAUAUUUGUUAUGAAACGCAUCAGUAAGCACUUGUUAAACUUUCAAUAAGCUCAUCAGGUUUGGGUUGUGGCAAAAUCCCACACAGUUUUCAUGAAAUUGCCGUGGUCAAUGAAGUGCUUGACUAAUAUGGAUUUUUCUAGCCAUCUAUUUUAAUUAAGACUCUUAAUUAUUAUUUUUUGUAUCUAAAGUGAAUUGUGAAAGAUUUUCUAUAGAUUAUUCUUAUCUAUUCAUAAUAGAUCGAUUUGAGGCAGAUGGGUGUGAAUUAUUAAACAUUUUUCUGUCAUAACUCAUUAAUCCAAACAAGGGCAACUGUCAAAUGAUGACAGAUGAUAUUUUCUAAUCUUUCUAGCCCUUUUGUAGUCUUUCAAUACAUUGUGGACUGUGAAAGAUUGAAUAUGUUUACUCACUAGCCCCCCAACUCCAGACACACAAAUAGCAUUUUUCUCACUCUGACAGUGUCUACAACUAGUGCCUUUUCAAAUUUUGGUCAAGAGAACUGUUGGUUGAUAACUCCAUGGCCCCUAGCCAGUCCCUCUCCUGCAGAGUCAAGUGUGGCAGUAGAGUGAAAUGGGGAUGCUCCUCAACAGAGCGGAGUAUUUCCCACCAGAGUGGUAGGAUGUUAGGAUUAUGCAGCCUCAUGUUUUAUCAGGACUUCUGCAGCCUGUUCAAAUCCUCAUGUUUCUCACAUUUGUUACGAAGUGAGAAAGCACUCUGCUUUUGGACUCAAGUGUACAAUUUAGUAGAGCUGACAAACACAAUGCAUUCUCCUUUCUGAGGAGCUCUUCUGGGUGCUGGCUGUUAUCUUCAGAUCACUCAAUCCCAAUGCUCAACCUUAACCAUAUGGUCUGAAUAUAUAGCUUUUCUACAGAACAUAAAAAGACAAUUAUUCUUAGUCAGGGAAUAUUUUAUACAUAUAACACUCUACACAGUUUUGUCUCUUUUUUUUUAUUGAACACAACAAAUGCAAAGCUUUACAUACACUGUGAAUGUAUUUGUGGAGUUGAAUUUUUGGGGGCUUUGCAGACAUGACAAUGUUUUUGUUGCAUUUUUUGAUGGCUACAGCUAUUUCUAUUCUGUAUAUGAUAAACAUCCAUAUAGCAGCAUCUGUUUUGAUUGAUCACUUGUUGGUAUUUGCUUUAAUAACCCACAUACACACAGAUUAGGUCCAAAGUUGUCACUUUUUAAGUCUAUACUGCAACUAAUGUAUUAUGUUAUGUCAUGCUAUUAUAAUGAAUUCAGGGUAUUUGUAUUGUCCAAUAUGCCACUGCAUUAAUCUUCAAUCCUUUCCACUUGGUUUGAUUGCUUUGGAUCUUGUUUGCAGUUAUUUCACCUGUUAGUAUAAGUUGUAUUACACUUCAAGUGAUAGGGUAAUACACGUCGUAAACACAGCAUAUAGACUUUAUUGCUAAAUUGGAAGUGUUAACUGUUUUAUUGUGUAGUUUCUGUGGCUUUAUUUUAAUAUGCUUUUGGUUUUAUGCUACACUAGUUUGCCAUGUAGCAACUGCACUGUGCAAUAUAAUAUGAGAACUGGGAACAUUUAUUAUUUUGGAUGUAAUGUCUCUUACAGUUUGCGGUCGUAUUUCUCUCUAGUUCUCAGUGAUUUCAAUGUGACCAAGCCUUAUUUACUUUGUCACAAAAAGCGGGUUUUCCUAGUGACUGUUGGAGUGUCAAAUUUAAAAAUUGAUGGUGUACUAUUGUAAAAAUUCACUUUGAAUAAAAAAAAAAUUGCUUCACCCUU